CCUCUAGAGAGAUUUCGAAUUAAAUUCUGUUGGCAACACCAUUACAAUUAGAACGCGAUUUUCACAAGCAACCGGAGUGACAUUUCAUUUUUUUGUAUUUUCUCCUGAAUAAAUAAUUAACUGCAAAAAUGAGUUUUGGUUACUCUACCGUAAAAGCAGUGCCUGAUUUUAAUGAUGAAUUUGGCAUGGGCGAUAAUUAUGGAAUCAAAAGUCCAAUGCUUCAGGGUUUGGGUGCAACAAGGAAACAAUUAGGAUUUAAUCAUCCUUUGGAAGCUUCCGAAAAAGUGUUUCACAAAAAUAAACAACACAUGGAAAUGACAAUGCUUCGAAAUGCUCAAGGUUUACAUGCACCAAUGCGAUUGGCAAUGGAAAUUAAAGCCUCAGAAAAAAUAGGCAGACUUCCAUUUUUACCAUCGUCAAUGGCAUUGAGAGAUUCACUUCUUGGAAGGGACAUCGAAAUCAGUUUUGAUGACAUUUUGAAUACUUCGGAAUUCAGAGAACAAAUGGGACAACCACAUGCGGUUGUAGAAAAAAGUCUUGGAAUUUUGUAAAGAAUAGACGUUUAUUUAUUUUCUGUUUUUUUUUCCGUCGUCACUAAUUUUUUUAUUUUCUUUGCGAAAUAAAGGUAAGAUAAAAAUAUUUAGUCUCUAAUAUUCCAUGUGAAUAAACAAAAAUUUAAAACUUUCAA
Leptopilina boulardi is the source of this 688-nucleotide messenger RNA. RefSeq names its product proteasome maturation protein (gene Pomp). Lineage: Eukaryota; Metazoa; Arthropoda; Insecta; Hymenoptera; Figitidae. The record is from RefSeq and is a predicted model, not a curated record. The transcript is spliced from 5 exons. The coding region runs from base 129 to 551 and encodes 140 amino acids. Gene Ontology annotation, biological process: proteasome assembly. Gene Ontology annotation, cellular component: cytoplasm; nucleus.